Messenger RNA from Trichoderma harzianum CBS 226.95, 390 nucleotides. RefSeq lists its product as hypothetical. The transcript is spliced from 2 exons. Bases 1 to 390 code for a protein of 129 amino acids. The record is from RefSeq and is a predicted model, not a curated record. Lineage: Eukaryota; Fungi; Ascomycota; Sordariomycetes; Hypocreales; Hypocreaceae.
AUGGCAUCUUCAGUGACGAAAACCAAUCGACCGCGAGAAGACAUUAAAGUCCUCUUUGACUACGAGUUGGCCAAUGCACCUGGAAAAUCGAUCAUCGGUGUCCAUCUUGAUUACCCUCCUGAAGGUUUCACUCCUCCGCAUCGGCACGGCGGUGCCACCGUUGUCGCCUAUGUCCUUGCAGGCGAGCUUCUGAGUGGCAUGAACGGCAAUCCUCCCAAGGUGUACUCCCCUGGGGAAAGCUUUAUGGAGCUUCCUGGUUGUCAUCAUACUGUGGGGGAGAAUACUAGCAAAACUACGUCGACACAGGCUAUUGCUAUUUUUGUAGUGGAUACUGAUGUUGUCAAGACUGGCGGUUAUGAGGCCUUGACAGUGCUUGAUGAGGGUUGGUAA